Molecule: messenger RNA, 1217 nt
Organism: Fimicolochytrium jonesii
Lineage: Eukaryota; Fungi; Chytridiomycota; Chytridiomycetes; Spizellomycetales; Powellomycetaceae
Product: large-conductance mechanosensitive channel
Exons: 9
Coding region: 48-761 (237 amino acids)
Biological process (GO): monoatomic ion transmembrane transport; intracellular water homeostasis
Cellular component (GO): membrane
Molecular function (GO): mechanosensitive monoatomic ion channel activity
Source: RefSeq, a predicted model, not a curated record
GUUCGCAACGCUGAUCUUUUCGACUACAUGUACGAUAGUGACUUGCAAUGAGCAGCAAAGACCCCUCAACGGCGAAAGCAAAGCCAAUGCCUAUCGGGUCUCGCAGAGUUGCCCCUAGUCCCCCGGACAGCAAUGGGAGCUUGACAGAGCAUCUCGUCAAUGUGAGCCAUGUGCUGAAGGAAGAGACAUUGAAAUCUGGGCAUGCUGUCCACUCAGUCUACCUAGAUUUCCACAAAUUUUUGAAUAGAGGCAAUGUGGUUGACAUGGCGGUUGGGAUUGUCAUGGGAACAGCAUUCACAGCAAUCGUCACAUCCCUCGUCAACGACAUCUUCCUUCCGAUCGUCAGUCUUGCCUCGCCCUCAUCCCAGCUAUCCAACCUGUACAUUUUGGUGAGAUGCCCCCAGAAAAACGGUGUGACUACGCCUUGCAAUAGAUCAACAUAUAACACGCCAGCGGAUGCGAAGGCAGCGGGGGCGAUCACAUGGAACUGGGGAAGCUUUAUCCAAAAUAUCGUCAACUUUCUGUUGAUAUCGUUGAUUGUCUUCUUCAUCGUCAAAGCGUACGCAAAAGCGUUUCGAAGCGAUGAACCAGUCAAAGCGCCUUCAACGAAACCUUGCGCGAUGUGCACCAAAGACAUUCCGCUCAAGGCCAAACGCUGCCCAGAGUGUACGGCUGACGUUCUGGAUGAUGGAAGCGGAAACAACAGUAGUCACGGCGACGACCGGUCUAUCGAACGAAUAGAAAUGUCCCGAGCUCGCUGAUGUACGGGUGUGAACUAACCAACAAACUUGGCCGCCGUAGCGCGGUCCAACUGAUCCAUUCCCAACGGCUCUAUCUGGGAUCAUCUACGUAGCAUUUAACGUACAUUGCGACACGAGGGGGUUGUCUUAUGGACUAACUAACUUGCUUGUUGCCCGUCACUUCGCAUGAGGCGUCUGACACCUCUGUCGCGCGAUGGACAUCCUAGUUUUAUGGGUCAGUCAUGGACUACCAAGCAACACCCUUUGCAAGAAUAUAUGUACACCCUCCCCACAUACCUCUUACAAACUCACAAUGUACGGGUUGACAUGUGGUUGCUCAGGGAAAUUGAAUGCGGUAGGCGGGUUUCAGCUGUAGUGUAAGCUCGUAGUGGAGCUGCAUGUGGAGGAGGUGCCGGAACGGGUAGCGGCGCUGCAAUGACUUGGCAGCCUGGAUAUCUAGGGCUCCUCCCCCUGUGG